UGUGGUGAUGGUGAGAUGGACGCUAUAUAAGUCGGGCUGUAGUGCACACCGCCGUGUUAGGACAAAGCAUUCAGACUUUCAUUCAAGAUGCCAAACUGGGGAGGAGGUGCCAAGUGUGCAGCCUGUGAGAAGACCGUUUACCACGCAGAGGAGAUCCAGUGUAAUGGGAGGAGCUUCCAUAAGACCUGUUUCAUCUGCAUGAGCUGCAGAAAAGGGCUGGACAGCACCACGAUGACCGCACACGAGUCUGAGAUCUACUGCAAGUCAUGCUAUGGCAAGAAAUAUGGUCCAAAAGGUUACGGAUACGGGCAAGGAGCUGGAGCUCUGAGCUCUGAUCCUCCUGGACAGAACAUUGGGCUGCAGCCUCAUGACUCAAAACCUAAACAUACUUCAACGAAUGCAAACCCAAGUAAGUGCUCCCAGCAGUUUGGAGGGUCAGACCGCUGCCCUCGCUGCUCCAAAGCCGUCUAUGCUGCUGAGAAAGUGAUGGGCGCAGGAAAACCCUGGCAUAAAACCUGUUUCCGCUGUGCACUCUGUGGCAAAAGCCUGGAAUCAACGACGGUAACGGACAAGGAUGGGGAGCUCUACUGUAAAGUUUGCUACGCCAAAAACUUUGGGCCUAAAGGGUUUGGACUUGGAAACGCCGCCAUGUUGGAGGAGCGAGAGUGAACAGGCUUUGCUUGGUUGCUUUUCUUUUUUUAAACCUCAAACUUAAAGUCACGGUUACACUACAGCCUUUAUUUUACACUAAAUGAUGCAUUGUGAUGAGUAAGUGCUUAAAUUGUGAAAUAUUAUCUUACUUUUACAACAGCGCUUGUUACAUGACUGAUGUGUGAGAUGUUUCUAAAUAAUAAAUCAAGGAAAACAGA
Messenger RNA from Solea solea (common sole), 869 nucleotides. RefSeq names its product cysteine and glycine-rich protein 3 (cardiac LIM protein) (gene csrp3). NCBI's taxonomy places the organism in Eukaryota, Metazoa, Chordata, Actinopteri, Pleuronectiformes, Soleidae. Gene Ontology annotation, biological process: sarcomere organization; muscle tissue development. The record is from RefSeq and is a predicted model, not a curated record. Gene Ontology annotation, cellular component: cytoplasm; nucleus; Z disc. The transcript has 6 exons. Gene Ontology annotation, molecular function: actinin binding; structural constituent of muscle. Bases 88 to 669 code for a protein of 193 amino acids.